CGCGGGCCGCGGCGCCCGCCCACGCGGCCGUCGCGGCCGUGGCGGUCGCGGCUGCGGCGCGCGCCGUCGGGAGCUCGUCGAGGUGGCCGGGGCCGCGGCGCUCUAGCGGAGCGGCGGUGGUCGUCUCCGCGAGGGGCGGAGACGACGAGGACGGCGCGAGGCCCCGCCGGCGCCGGCGCCGGCGGGGUACGGCGGACGCCAGCGGCAAGUCGGCCGGGGCGCUCGGUGACCCGCUCCUUGCGGAGCUGGAGCUCGAUUCCGUCGGCGGCUGCGACUGUCAGUUGAUCCUCGACACAAUGACCGAGGUGGACGACCUGCUCACCCCGGAGGAGUGCGACUACUUCGUCGAGAAGGCCGAGGCCUACGCGGCGAGAGAGGGGUGGGACGCGGAGCAGCACGACAAGUACGAGACGAGGGACGUGAAGGUCCGAAAGCUAGGAGACACACCGUUGAAGCUCUGGAUGAAGAAGGUGCAGGAACCCCUGUGCGACAUCGUCUCUCGGGAGUUCAAGCUGCCGCGGGAAAAAGUCAG
Molecule: messenger RNA, 532 nt
Organism: Prorocentrum cordatum
Lineage: Eukaryota; Dinophyceae; Prorocentrales; Prorocentraceae
Source: the annotation of a GenBank genome assembly